UAUAUUAAACAAAAUGGAGUCACGCGUUUAACAUUUCACGUGACGCCAGAAGUUGUCGAUUUGAAAGAAUAAAUGUUUAUUUGAUUAUCUCCAAUAUUCUAUAUACAGCGUCUAAUAACGUCGAAUCGAUGAGCUUCCUAGAGACAAUUCUCAAUCGACUGCGGUUUUAAAUUAUUAAAGCUUCCCGUUUCGUCUGCUCCUUAAGAAAUUUUCGAUAAUACAGUACUGAAAUACACAGUGUAGCAACGAUAUCGUGCGUCACGGUAUGUUCAGCUAACCGUAUGACAAUAAGACGAACGGAAAACGUCGCUCCUGAUGGAGACGGGACACGAUUCUUGACCGCAAACGCCCCGACAGUUUCUGAGUCAUUAUUUUAAGUGUGCAGGAUAUGAUAAAAUUCCAAGUAUUAUUAUAUAUGCUAUCUAAGUUCUCGAUGAGCUUGUACCUUUGAUAACUUACAAUUAGACUUAUCUGUAAACGCAUUUUUCGAAUAUCGUUAUCUUUUCGAGAAAAAAAGGCAAAAAUAAAAAUUUGUUACUUAGUACGUUGAAAAGUUAUUCUAACAUGUCAAAUAUGCUUUUGCUUACAGCACGAUUGGAUGAUGGCUGACCUGAAAAGUCUCACCCUGAGCGGUGGCGGAUCAUCCAGGUACAGCGGCGAUGAGCAGGUGCAGUUUAUCCCAGGUGGGAGUCAUCAGGUGACGAUCAGGUCUCCCCCUCCUUCCUUACAUUUGGAAAAUCUCAACAAUGCGGUCCACGGAGGCUCACAGAACAAUCUCCACUGCAGUUGCAACGGCACCACGUCGAACGGGCAGGCUGCGGCUGCGGUAUGCACCGGCGGUGUUCUGGCCAGGAAGGUGCCGAACCACAGCGGCGCCAGCCCGGGUCAGAGCAAUAAGAGGCCGGCGGUAUCAUUGACGCAUCUCCCGAAGAGGCCACCGGUCGACGUGGAGUUCAAGAACCUGGCCUACAGCGUGUCCGAAGGCAGAAAGAGAGGAUACAAAACCAUUCUAAAAUGCGUGAACGGGAAAUUCAGAUCUGGGGAGCUAACGGCUAUUAUGGGACCAUCCGGCGCUGGAAAGAGCACGCUUAUGAACGUAUUGGCAGGCUACAAAACAUCGCACUUGAGCGGUUCGGUACUGAUAAACGGAAAGGACAGGAAUCUCAGAAGGUUUCGUAAGAUGUCCUGCUACAUCAUGCAGGACGAUCGACUUCUGCCGCACCUGACCGUUUACGAGGCGAUGACCGUCUCGGCGAACUUGAAGUUGGGGAAGGACAUCAGUGCGACUGCCAAGAAAGUAGUGAUCGAGGAGAUUAUCGAGACGCUUGGCCUACGCGAAGCCAGCAACACGCAGACCCAGAGCCUCAGCGGCGGCCAGAGGAAGAGGCUGUCGAUAGCGUUGGAGCUUGUCAACAAUCCCCCGGUUAUGUUCUUCGACGAGCCUACCUCCGGUUUGGACAGCUCUGCUUGUUUCCAGUGUCUAAGUUUGCUCAAAUCUCUAAGCAGAGGAGGAAGGACGAUUAUAUGCACGAUCCACCAACCGAGCGCGCGACUGUUCGAGAUGUUCGAUCAUCUGUACCUACUUGCCGAAGGCCAGUGUAUAUAUCAGGGCAACGUCGGUGGCCUAGUGCCCUUCUUGUCGUCGAUGGGUCUCGAUUGUCCGAGUUACCAUAAUCCAGCGGAUUACGUGAUGGAGGUCGCUUGCGGGGAGCACGGCGAGUGCGUUCACAAGCUCGUGAUGGCUGUGAACAACGGCAAGUGCAACAACUAUCAGUCACACCAGGCGGCCAUCGCCGCGGCGCAGACGUUGUCGAACGACAUCGCCAAGGAGUCGCCGCAGGAGCAGACGAAACCGGAGGGCGAUACCGCACUGAUACCGAACGGAGUCGCGAAGCCGCCGACCGGCGCGACGAUGAUCAACAUGCCGGUUUCCUGCACGACGUCGUUGCUGGACAGCGUGGAGAGCAUAGAGCAAAAGGUCGGUUUCCCGACGAACGGUUGGCUGCAAUUCUGGAUAUUGCUCAAGAGGACCUUCUUGUCGCAGAUGCGAGAUAUGACGCUAACAAGGGUAAGACUGAUCUCACAUAUAAUCGUCGGCUUCCUGAUCGGCGCAAUUUAUUACGACAUCGGCAACGAGGCCUCGGAGGUCAUGAGUAAUGCUGGAUGCGUCUUCUUCACGGUGAUGUUUCUCAUGUUCACCGCCAUGAUGCCUACGAUAUUAACUUUUCCGACGGAAAUGUCCGUAUUUGUGAGGGAGCACCUGAACUACUGGUACUCGGUGAAAGCUUUUUACCUCGCGAGAACGUUGGCGGACCUGCCGUUCCAAAUGGUGUACUCCAUAGCAUACGUAAUGAUCGUGUACUUCAUUACGUCGCAGCCGUUGGAGGUGGAGCGUUUUCUUAUGUACCUAAAUAUAUGCAUACUGACAUCGCUGGUCGCGCAAUCCAUCGGUCUGCUGAUAGGAGCAGCAAUGAGCGUGGAGAGCGGAGUGUUCAUCGGACCCGUGAUGUCGGUGCCGAUCAUCCUGUUCUCCGGCUUCUUCGUUAACUUCAAUGCCGUACCAAAGUACCUAAAGUUCCUCUCGUACGUGAGCUACGUGAGAUACGGCUUCGAGGGCGCCAUGAUCUCCGUGUACGGCUACAAUCGGGCGAAACUCAAGUGUUCCGAGUACUACUGCCACUUCAAGAGUCCGACGAAGUUCCUCGAACAGAUGGCCAUGGAGAACGCGGUCUACUGGGUGGACGUCGUCGCUCUGCUCGGCUUUCUGCUCGUUCUCCGAGUGGUCGUUUACUUCGUGCUGAAGCUCAAGCUACGAUCCCUUCGUUAAAACUCACUCCGACAGGAGUCUCCAGGACAGACAAUAAUCGAUCACAUCACGAUUCUAUACGACCGUCAUAAACCACGAUCUGGAUAUCAUCAGAAGAUCAUACUUUCGUGAAUACGAGAGGUACCAACGACGAGAAAGAGAAUCGAGAUUAUUUCGAUCUCGAAAUUGGAGAAGAGAUUAGAACUGUCAUGUUAAUUAACGCCAGCGACGAAGCUCGUUGUGCGAAAGGGGUAUAUCUACGAAAAAGGAUACACGCUUCAAAUAGGGACUUCAAAUUGAAAUGUAACUCGUCUUUAAUUCAAAUAAUCGCGUGACAUGCGAACUUUGAUACGUGAUUUUAAGUCAUUGGUGAUCGCAAGAUCUUUAUUUUAUUUUCCGUCUCUCUUUCUCUCUAUUAAAGUAUAAUAUUUUUUAUUAAUUUCAAUCGUGUAGCAUUAACGCUUCGAAGGGUGCUUAAUUAUUAUUGAUCGUAGUGAUGUUUUGCGGUACCAAAAUCGAAUGAUCUCUGCCUGUCGGCAAAAGAGGACACUCUAAUCUUCGUUAGUUCGAGUAAGUAAAGUAGCUACCAGAAGUUACCGCGACGAGAACUCGAAUCUGAUAAAAAAAAAAACGAAUCGUAUUCUUUAGAUAGGCGUUUAAGGAUAUAGGCGAUUAAGUAGUCCAGAGAGGCAGGUGUUAGACUACCUUCAAUCGCGCAUUAACAACUGUAGGCCGAUUCGCGACGGCAAAUAUACGUCGGGUCACCCGGUAUCGAAGUAAGAAACCGCGAACGUUUAUAGCCAAUUACUACGAACUCGCCAGGAGCCUUAGGCCCAAUUUGAGACUCCGUGUCCCUCCAACGUGCGCGCGAACGCGAACAAAAUAGUAAUUUCUAUAUAGGUCGGCAGGGUAGAACCACGCGCGGAAUCGUUAAAACACAAAAGUCUUUCAUUAUUCCCAUCUUAUAUUAUACACUCAUAGUUCGCCACGAUUCAAUUAUAACUGCAACGGGUGUAUUUCGGGUGGUGAACGAAUCGCAUUAUAUUUACGGUCGUAAUAGUGCUCUUGAACAGGAAUUCGCGAACACCGACAGCAACGCUGGCUCGUUCAUGAAUGGCGUUUUAUCAACGAGACAGUAGAAGUCGACACGUCUCACAUAAUCACGUAAUCGCUCUUUCUUCAUAUCGUAACUUCGUCAACGAUUUACCUAAUAGUUAACAAUAAUUAUAAAGGAGGAAAGGAUGGAGGACGAGAAUGUGUUUAUUGUAAAAAGCUCACACUUGACCAAUCACUAGCUGCCUGAGCGUUGCUUCUAAGUGCGAGUACUAAGUGUUGUUACACUUAUUGUAGUACAUAAAAAAAAAUAUUCGAACGAUGGAAGUUGUAAUUGUAUAGCUGUAUAAAGCGAAAGAUGAGAUAGAUUGUGCGUCAAUGAAUACGUUUCUUCAUUUUUUAAUAAUGCGAUUCGCGGCCUAAGCACGAGUAUAUGUUUUCGGAUUUAUUUAUUCAACGAUUGACGGAGGCGGCAAUGAUUAAAAACUUGUAUCGUAGAUAUUCUCAAUUUAUUUUGCACGCAAUGGCGACUCGUUGUAAACAUUAUUAAUAUUAAUCGGGCGGCCGUAAUCAACGAAAAGAUAUUAAUACGGGGAGAGGCGAUUUAUACGCAAUAGGUGUUGAUUUCACAAGUAAGGGCGAGUUUUAUUUCUAACAAUUAAAGAAUUAGUUAUGAUAUUAUUUUUGUAUGUGUCACGUACAAAGCUACAGGUGUAAAUAGUAAUAAUGUGUCCUUUUUUAUCUGUAUUAAUAAGCGAACAAUGGCAGAAUGACAAGGCAAUAGAGUCUAUCAUAAAAGUUAUAAUUUCAUAUAUUUUACCUUAUAUAUAAUCUCUCUUUCGCGCGAUAUUUUUUAUUAGGAGUAUACAUCGUAUUCGUUGGUAACGGUAAUAUUUUUUUUGUAGACAAUUAGCAAGAUUACGUUUGUAUCUGCAUGCAUAAGUGAUAAACAGUAUUUAUAUUUUGAUAUUAAUUUUAUUUCAUUUUACAUAUACAUUUAUUUACUUUACUAUUAUAGAUUAUCGUAAACCGAGAUUGCAUGGGAAUAUCGUAAAAAUAUUUAAGUUUAAAUAUUUGGGUUUACUUACGAAUAUAUUGCAAAAGUCAAGAUAAUGUCAUGAUAAUCCUUGAAGAGUCAGUAGUUAUCACACGAAAUUAUCAAUGCGUUAUCUUAACUGUACAAUGUUUUCUCUUUUUUGCCAUGUAACAAUGAAUUUAGAACAAUUUUUAGGUGAUAUAAGAUAUUAAUUUUUAAAGAAUUUAUAAUUACAAUUCAUAUAUAAUGAUUACCAUUUUAUCUCAUUUCAAAAACUGUUGAAGUUGAUGAAUAUAUGUAUAUCUUUGAAAAAAAAAAUAUAUAUAUAUAUAUAUCUCUGGAAAUGUUAUCGAGAUUUUUAGAAAUCUGGCUGUAUAAAAUAUAUUUUUGCAGCGCUGAAGUGAAAUCAAAUGUCUUUUUUCGCUAAAGUAUUUGCACGCCUGCUUUUCACGUCAUAUAAUUUUAAUAUUGGAUGUAUUAAGAGAAAGGUAUAUGCAUUUUAAUCUGCGAGGCGAAAGAUAAAUUUCUAUAUUUUUAGAGCUGUGUCUUACAAUUUUAAUUGAUUAUAUUUGUACUUAUUACUCGUUGAAAGGCGUAAUUGUGAAGAUAACGUCACGAAUGACAAGAGAAGAAAGGCAAUUUUAAAACGAAAAUUCACUGUUUUAUUAAAUUAUUAUGUGUUUUUUUUAUGUAUAAAACUUGAUUUCUGAUUUGCUGAAUUGACAAUUAAAUGACUGGGUUAUGCAUAUAUCAUGCCAAAAACAUGCUGGUUAAUUAGCCUUCUGUAUUAUUACGUUAUGCUGCCAAUGACCUGAUGUUAACCAAAAGAAGAAGAAGAUGUUACAUGACAUACUUAUUGUUAGAUAUAAAAAGAAGUUUUAUCCGCCGUGAUUAAGAGUUUGUGUUUACAGUGGCAUUUGUAAAUAUCCGAAAUGAUAGAUUCACAUGCACACGCGUGAUAUACAUUGUUAAACUGAUAUAACUGAUGUUAACGCGUUCAGACCUCGAUAUGCUGCUUUGGAAAGUUUUAUCUCAAAAGAAGCGCACGUACUAUCUUCAUAUAGCAAUAUUACAGAGUAUAUACUGUAAAUUUCUCUCGAUUUUACUCAUCCAUCAUACAAUCGAGAUCUGAACGUGCAGUACGCGGCCGACGUAGCGAUCGUCUCUUUUGGUAAUUAGCGGUUAAUCCCGAUCAUGCUCGAUUGUGAUAUAAUUUCCCGCUUGUCACCUGACAGCUGCCUCCUCUACGACAUCGCGCAAGUCGCGCUCCUAGAGAUCAGCGAGUCGCGGAAAGGGGAUAGGAGCAACGAUCCAGUCGAUCGUACUCGAUCAUACAUUAUACCACGCGCUCUGUGUUCAAGACUUCACCGAGCGUUAUCGCCAAUCGCGCGAAAUUUCUUCAUCGUAAAAUCCGUGACGAUUCCGCUCGCAGAACGAGAGGGGGGCGCAAAAUGCACAGGAGGGCACAAGCGUAAGAAUCCAUUCAAAUCCAUUUGUCGCUUCUAGGAUUAUACGACGUGUCCACGAACGCACACACAUCACACAUACAUACACACAUGUCACAUACCCCCACGUACGCAUACAUCGAUAUACAAAAUAUAUAACGUCGUCGCACGACCAUCAUACCGAAGACCGCAAUCUUUUUCCACUACCGUGAUUUUAUAUGACGGAAAGAAUGUGAAUGCAUCGUGUGAUUGGCGCGCGUGCGAGUGUGUACAAAGAGACGCGGGCGUAGAAGAGAUCUCUUUUUGAGAAUGAGACGAGGAAGAGAAACGGGAGGGAAGGACCUCGCCAGACCUCGGCGCUAAUGUACUUGCAUGUCUUGAUUUUAUCGAGGGACGUCACGUUUGUACUGAAGCACAAAUGAAUAAAACGAUUGUAUCGAUGA
Molecule: messenger RNA, 6783 nt
Organism: Wasmannia auropunctata (little fire ant)
Lineage: Eukaryota; Metazoa; Arthropoda; Insecta; Hymenoptera; Formicidae
Gene: Atet
Product: ATP-binding cassette sub-family G member 4
Exons: 11
Coding region: 599-2827 (742 amino acids)
Cellular component (GO): plasma membrane
Molecular function (GO): ATP hydrolysis activity; ATP binding; ABC-type transporter activity
Source: RefSeq, a predicted model, not a curated record